AUGCCCCAGCGGGACCGUGAAAAGCGCCGGCGCGUGCUACGACAGCUGCGCUCCGGGCUCUACCUACCGGGAACUGGCCCUUUCUUUGACAUUGCCAUGAAGCUGGGAGCCUUUGCUGCCAAGCUGUACAGGCGAGUGAAGCCGUCCAAGUACAGGAAGCGCAAGGACUAUGCCAGUAUCGAGCUGGAGACUAUGGAGUCUCGAAGCAUGGCCGCCACCUUCCUUGCUGCGUUCGGCCAGCCUGUCAGCAACGACAGCCGCACGCACGUCACCUUGGUCCCUGCACACGCGCAGGACAAGCAAGCAGCGUUCUCCACCUUCCGCGCCUCCCACUCAGUGAUGAGCCAACCCAUUCGGAAAGCAGCGAGGGCACUGGUAUCAGCAGUGCGAUUACUGGACACGGUGGUGAACGUGGAGGACUUGGCCAAGUACGACCCCUCGGGCGUGCUCAACAUGGUUGUCUCCUUCGGUCAUCCCAUGUGCCGCGAUGACGCCUGUGUCAAGUGUGUGACCACCCGGGCCACCCCAUGCAUCAUUGCCCCCACGUGCAUCGCCGGAAAGUGCGUGAAUCUCGGGCAGAAAAAAGACGGGUCCGCCUGCGCGGAUUUCGACUGGGGCGGCAACUCCUACACGGGGCACUGCCAGGCUGGCAAGUGCGUCAGCAAGGCCGUCCAAUCGUAUUACGCCAGCAAGCAGGCGGACAAGCUGUGGAUUCCCGAGGGCUAUGAGGCGCCGAAUGUGACUAUAGCGGUGGAUCGGGGAGUGUAUGCGACGAGCGAGCGCGAGUAUAUGGAGACGAGCUUGGGGUAUUGGGAUGAGCUGGCACGGGAGUCGGAGAGUUGCUCGUUGAAUAAUGGCGGGUGCGGGUCGCUGGUGUGUCAAGUUGACGUGGAGAGGAAGACGACCGUUUGCAUCGAUCCUCAUGGUCACGGUUUUGCACCUGCUCCUCCUGCAAUCGACUUCCCCACUGCCUCGAACCUAACAUAUCAUUACCCGCUCCAUCCAUUAGCAUUGGGAGUGGGGGUGGUGGGGAAUGUUAUCAAGAUCGUGAGCAAGGGUCACCAUCAGUGCCACGUGGACUGGAUGGCAGCACACGGCCACCUCUACUCUUUCCAAGUCAACCAAUCCCUCCCGCUCCUCCCCUUCCACGACUCUCAACUGCCAUGUCUCCCACCCACCCUUCUUUCAGCUACUGCUACGGUCUUUGAGUACCUACCACCAUGUACUCGCCAUGUGGCGGCAGGUAGACGACUUUUGAGACGUCUCAAAAUUCAAGGCAUUCCACAGCCCCUAUUCCAUCUCAUCGCUUCUCCUUUUCUCUUCCCCACCCUCUCUAUCAGCUACUGCUACGGCCCUCGCCGUGUGGAGGAAGUGUCCUCCGCUGCUCUCGUGAAAGAGGUUUUCUACUGCUAUGGCCCUCGCCGAGUGGUGGCAGUGUCGUCCCCUGCUCUAGUGAAAGAGGUUCUGCUCCGUCGCUUCAAGACAUUCCACGACCGCCCCAUACCUCCCACUGCCAGCCCCACCACUGGCCGGGGGCUGCUGUUUGCUCGGGGUAACCACUGGGCUGGUUUGAGGAGCGCUCUCACUCCCAUGUUCCACCGCUCCACCCAUCUCCACUCCUUCCUUUCCGGAAUGCACCGUUCCGUUCUCCAUAUGCUGCUGCUGCCGUUGUGGGAUGCGACACAAACGAGGGCAGGGACGCAAGAGGAGGGAGGGAGAGAACGACGAGGGGGGUACGGGGCACAAGAGGUGGGAGGGACGGAGGGAGGACGGGGUGAGGAAAGGGAGAACCAAAAGGGAGGACGGGGCGAGGAAAGGGAAAAGGAGCAACGAGAGGGAGGAGGUAGCGAGAAGGGGUGGGUGGAGGUGGAUUUGAUGGGCAUGUUUGAAGCAGUGGGGCUGGCAUCUAUUGGUGCUGCUUGCUUUGGUGACGACCUGUGGUUCCAGCAGGACAGCGCUGACACACACACAGCACCCCACACUGCCGCACUCCACACUGCUGCACCGCACACUGCCGCCCUGGCGUCUAUUGGUGCUGCUUGCUUUGGUGAAGACCUGUGGUUCCAGCAGGACAGAACUGCUACACUCACAGCUGCGACAGCCGACACUGGGGCAAACAAGCAGGCAGGGGCGAAGCUAGGGGCGCACAGCAGCACUACUGAACCUGCACCUCCUCACACCACAUUACCACCACACACAGCACCACACUCUACCGCACUACACACUGCUGCACCGCACACUGCCUCCCUGGCACGGGCAUACGGGGCGAACGAGCAGGCAGGGGCGAAGCUAGGGGCGCUCUCAUCGCUUCUCCUGGCCCUCUCCCCUGCGUGCCUGCACCCCUGGGCGCAUGCGCUGCUGGGUGUGCUGCCUGGGAGCACCGUGGGCGCUGCAAGACAGAGACACCGAGAGCUGAUGCUGGAGUGGAAGCUUCUCCUCGUGGCCCUCUCCCCUCCGUGCCUGCACCCCUGGGUGCAUGCACUGCUGGGUGUGCUGCCUGGGAGCACCGUGGGUGCAGCGAGGAAGAGACACCGAGAGCUGAUGCUUGAAUGGAAGGUGAGAGGUUUGAGGCAGCACUUAGCAACUAAGGUGUUCAGUGCGGUGCCCAGAGGUACCACGUUCUCGCUAUGCCCCUGGGUGCAUGCGCUGCUGGGUGUGCUGCCUGGGAGCACCGUGGGUGCAGCGAGGAAGAGACACCGAGAGCUGAUGCUUGAAUGGAAGGUGAGAGGUUUGAGGCAGCACUUAGCAACUAAGGUGUUCAGUGCGGUGCCCAGAGGUACCACGUUCUCGCUAUGCCCCUGGGUGCAUGCGCUGCUGGGUGUGCUGCCUGGGAGCACCGUGGGUGCAGCGAGGAAGAGACACCGAGAGCUGAUGCUUGAAUGGAAGGUGAGAGGUUUGAGGCAGCACUUAGCAACUAAGGUGUUCAGUGCGGUGCCCAGAGGUACCACGUUCUCGCUAUGCCCCUGGGUGCAUGCGCUGCUGGGUGUGCUGCCUGGGAGCACUGUGGGUGCAGCGAGGGAGAGACAUCGUGAGCUGAUGCUGGAGUGGAAGAGUGGAAACCACAUCGUCCACCCUGGCUUUACUCUCAUUGUCCCCCGGACCCCCUCCCCUCCCCUCUGCCUCCCAGCUUCCAAGAGAAAGGCACAGGGGCAGGAUUGCAUCCGACUUCCCUCUGAUCCAUGUGGCCUCCUGGGCGCGGGAGUGGAAGCACAUCAUCCACCCUGGCUUUACUCUGAUUGUCCCCCGGACCCCCUCCCCUCCCCUCUGCCUUCCAGCUUCCGAGACAAGGGCACAGGAGCAAGACUGGCCGAUUCCGACCUGCCUCUGAUUCUCUUUGGCCUCCUGGGCGCCGGAGUGGGGACCACAUCGUCCACGCUGGCAUUUGCCGUCCACAUGCUGACUCAGCACCCGGACGUUUCACGGAAGCUUCAGGCUGAAAUCGAUAGGUACUUCGAGGAAAGGGAGCAGGCGGGAGAGGUAAAAGGGGAGGGGAAAGGGGAGGAAGAGGGGGAGGGAGAGGGGGAGGGGGAAGAGGAGGGAGAGGGGAAGGGGGAGAGGGGGCCAGGGGAGAUUGGGCGAAGAAGGUUCGAUGACUCACCCCCUGUUUUUAAAAAUAGGUCUUUAUUUAAAGGCUUAGAAGUGCUUAAGUAUCUUGAUAUGGUUGUAAAAGAAACACUUAGGCUGUACCCUGCUGCCCCUAUAGCUGCCCGGCUGCCCGUCCAUGCAACGACUCUGGCUGGUUACCACAUCCCUGCGAAUACACCCGUUGUGGUCCCGAUUUUCGCUGCCCACCGCUGCCCGGAUUUCUUCCCCCGGCCGCUUUCUUUUCUGCCCGAACGUUUCGGUCAGCGGGCAGCAGGUGAGAAGGGAGUUGGGUGGAAGGAGGGAGGGAGGGAAGAGGAGGCAGAAGGGCAAGUGGGGGAAGGACGGGGCGAGGAGGGUGCAGAAUCGAUCAAGAGUGAAGAGAGAGGAGAAGGAAAGGAACACGAGGAGGUGCUGUGGACGGCCGAGUCAGAAGCCAUGUAUUUGCCUUUCGGUGCCGGUCCCCGCAUGUGCAUCGGGGCACGAUUUGCAAUGAUGGAAAUCAAGCUCUGCCUUGCGCUGCUGCUGCGGGUAUUUGACAUCACAUCAGUAUCUGACACCCCAUAUGCUUCCAGACGUCUCAACGCAAGUGAGACUGACGCUGAAGAAAGGGGAAGGAAACGGGGAGGGAGUGAGGAUGCGGAGGAGGGAAGCAAAUGGGGCAGUGCGAGCAGCAAGACAAGGGUGGAUAGCAGCAAGUUGCCUUUGGAAUCUGGGUUGAACCUUUGGCCGAAAGACGGCAGAGGAGAGGAGGGCAUCAGAUGGAGUGCAAGCAGCAAGACAAGGGAGGAUAGCAGCAAGCUGCCGCUGGAAUCUGGGCUGAACCUUCGGCCGAAAGAUGGUGUGCGGGACCCUAGGUACGGCAGGAGGCAGUGCGGUUCUACACCUGAUGGUGGUGUGGCAUUUGAUUCGACUCUUAAGUCACCGCACCUCCCAUCUCACCCCACCCACCCUCUUCUCCCCACCUACCAGCACCCCGAGGUACUGCAGGAUGCAGUGCGGUUCUACCACCUGCCUUUGCGGGUCAGGAGGUCCUGGAGGCCCGCCCACCUGAUUGUGGUGUGGCCGGUGCGCUCUGUGGGGGGCUUUCACCUGCCGCUGCCCGUGCCUGCGCCCAAGGACUGA
Molecule: messenger RNA, 4707 nt
Organism: Closterium sp. NIES-65
Lineage: Eukaryota; Viridiplantae; Streptophyta; Zygnematophyceae; Desmidiales; Closteriaceae
Source: the annotation of a GenBank genome assembly